CCCAGCUGCCCUCCAAUCCUCCAGGGCAACUGCUGUGGUCUCUGCUCUGGAGGACAACACGCAACGAAGUGGGACUUUCUGGCCAUGGAGGGGCAGAGGCUGUGGCAGGGAGGAUGACCCGGCCCUUGGAGAAGGCGGUGUCCGCCAUCGUGUGCACCUUCCAGGAGUACGCGGGGCGCUGUGGGGACAAGUACAAGCUGUGCCAGUCGGAGCUCAAGGAGCUGCUGCAGAAGGAGUUGCCCACAUUCAAGCCGACAGAGCUUCGUGAGUGUGACUUCAGCAAGUUCCUGGCCGCCCUGGACACAAACAAGGACUGCGAAGUGGACUUCAUGGAGUACAUGCGGGCGAUUGGCUGCCUCUGUACCUACUGCCACGAAUACUUCAAGAGCUGCCCCCCGGAGCCUCCCUGUGGCCAGUAA
This is a messenger RNA of Suncus etruscus (white-toothed pygmy shrew), 419 nucleotides long. It is a transcript of the gene S100A3, whose product is annotated as S100 calcium binding protein A3. Gene Ontology annotation, molecular function: transition metal ion binding. The record is from RefSeq and is a predicted model, not a curated record. Gene Ontology annotation, cellular component: cytoplasm. NCBI's taxonomy places the organism in Eukaryota, Metazoa, Chordata, Mammalia, Eulipotyphla, Soricidae.